Molecule: messenger RNA, 1912 nt
Organism: Pyrus x bretschneideri (Chinese white pear)
Lineage: Eukaryota; Viridiplantae; Streptophyta; Magnoliopsida; Rosales; Rosaceae
Exons: 3
Coding region: 184-1692 (502 amino acids)
Molecular function (GO): acetylglucosaminyltransferase activity
Source: RefSeq, a predicted model, not a curated record
GACCCUUUCAUCUCCUCUCAACCAGAAGCUCUCUGAUACCGGAGAAUUUCUGGGUUUGGGCGUACAUGAGAGAUUUUUCUGCAGUUCGUUCGGGGCAAUUUCAUAAAUACCCAAUUCCCCGGGGACGUCCGGAGUCGAAAUUAGAACUUGUGCUGGGGGUUUUGGGUAAAAGUGAGAAAAAAAAUGCCGAAAACGAGUCCGACUGGGCUGGACAAGCUCAAAGCUUCCAACUUGUUCGCAUUCCCGGAAAAAACUGGCUACUAUUUGGCCCUCUGCCUGCGCGUGGGCCUCCUCCUAUGCCUCCUGGCGUCGAUUUCACUCGCGCUCUUCUCCGCCUUCUACACCAAAUCACACUGGUUACCCGUGCCGGACUUCGCCCCGACCGGAACCGACUUGGUGGCUCCUGGACCCGGACCCCAACCAGAACCCGGACCCAAACCAGAACCCACCAGCAUCUCCCACAUUCUCUUCGGCAUCGGCGCCUCCCUCACCACGUGGCACGACCGGAGCCGGUCAGGGGAACUCUGGUGGGACCCCAGCACAACCCGCGGUUUCGUAUGGCUGGAGGCGAAACCCGAAAAAGAAACGGACUUCUCCGGUUCGAUUCCGUACCGAGUGUCGGAGGACUGGACCCGCUUCAGGUACUCGAGUUCGCAAUCGGCGGUUCGUAUCGCGCGGAUUGUGUACGAGAGCUUUAAAGUCGGGCUGCCCAACGUGCGGUGGUUCGUGAUGGGGGACGACGACACGGUGUUUUUCACCGAGAACCUGGUUUCGGUGCUGGCGAGUUACGACCACGACCGGAUGUACUACAUUGGCGGGAACUCGGAGAGCGUGGAGCAGGACGUGAUGCACGCGUACGACAUGGCGUUUGGCGGCGGCGGGUUCGCGAUCAGCUACCCGCUCGCGGCGCGGCUGGUCGAAAUGAUGGACGGCUGUCUGGAGAGGUACUACAAUUUCUACGGUUCCGAUCAGCGGGUGUGGGCCUGCGUCAGCGAGAUGGGUGUGCCGCUCACUAAACACGGUGGGUUCCACCAGUACGACAUCAGAGGGGACCCCUAUGGUGUCUUAGCAGCGCACCCAUUGGCACCACUUGUGUCACUUCACCAUCUGGACUCCAUGAAACCCAUGUUCCCAGACCAGACCCAUUUAGACUCACUCAAAUCCCUUCUUCGUGCAUACCGGGUCGACCCGGGCCGGAUCCUACAACAGAGCUUUUGCUACGAUCACCGGCGUAAAUGGUCAAUGUCCGUUUCAUGGGGCUAUACCAUUCAGCUUUACCCGUCAUUGAUCGGAGCUAUGGAUCUUCAGAUGCCGUUGCAGACGUUCAAGACGUGGAGGAGCUGGAGUAAUGGACCUUUCACGUUCAAUACCCGACCCGUGAGUUCCGACCCGUGUCAGCAGCCCAUCAUUUACUUCUUGGAGCAGGUUGUUGUCGGCAAGAGUGGGAUUGUGACUAUUUACAAGAGGUUUAUGGCCAAUGAGGGGAACCAAUGUAAGAAAAAAGAGUAUGCCCAUGCAAUGGCAGUGCAGAGGAUUGUAGUCUCCUCAGAGAAGAUGGACCCUCACUAUUGGACAAAGGAAGAGGCUCCACGAAGACAGUGCUGUGAGAUUAAGAACCGAGGAAGCAUAAAGAAUGGAGGCAUGGGGCUUAGAAUUAGGGCAUGCAAACCCAAGGAGUCAAUUACUAUGUAGAUGUUUAGGAAAUUAUGCAAUGCGGCACUAUAGAGGCCACUUUUUUGGUUUGGGGCCCCCGGGGGUGGGAGGGGUCCUUAUUAGCGUACUACUCAUAUAGAUCCAUUCAGCCUGUCCACUUAUGUAACUACUCAAGCAAUAAUACGAAGGCUUAGAUUAGUUCACACAUAUAACGCAAAAUUAUUGCGUACUAAUAAAAUGCAGUCACUUGAUAUACUUA